UCCAAUGAAACAGAGACAAGGGAGAAAGGAAAUAACAUUCACACGCCUACAGUGUAUUGGUAGUUGUUUACUGUGUGAAACGUCCGACAGGAUCCGCAGCUAUCUUUUAACUCCAGAAUCAGUAACAUUAGCUUGCAAUGCACCUGUCUCAGAUUACCUGUAAACUUAUUUAAAGGUAUUUGUAAGUGUACUGGCAGAAUAAAGCAAGGAUGGCGCAGUGGGAAAGACUUAGGCAGCUGCCUGCUGUGUACAGACAGCAGUUACAUGAGCUCUAUGACAGAGAUGGCCUACCUAUGGAUGUUCGACACUACCUGUCGGCCUGGAUAGAGAAGCAGGAAUGGAAAAGAGCAGCAAGGGACCAUGAAUUAGCUGUGGUGCUUUUCCAGGUCCUGCUGGAGAAUUUGGAUAUCCAACAGAGCCGGUUUGUUCAGGAGGAGUCAUUCUUACUGCAGCACAACAUUAGACGCUAUAAGCAGAACUUCCUGGCUUACCUAGAUGAUCCAACAGUCCUGGCUAACACAAUCCUGUGGUUUCUUGAAAAAGAAAAGGAAAUCCUUGACAUUGCUGACCUGCCUGAUAAGGUUCAGAUUUUGCAAGUAGAGCAGGAACCAAUGGAGACAAGCAGCCAGCAGGAACUUGAACGUAAAAUGGCCGGCCUCAGAAAUGACAUGCAGUGUAUGGAACAUACUAUGUUAUGUUUGGAGGAGCAGCAAGACGAGUUUGAUUUUAAGUAUAAAACCUACAAGAUGGAAGCUGUGGUCGAUGAGGCUGUGAAGAACGAAAGAGUUAAAAUUUUUCAGGUUCUUAUCAACAAAGUGAACGAAUCCAGAAAGAGCACUCUUUGUGAUCUGACUAAACUCCUGGAUAGGAGUGAAGACCUGCUUGUCCUGCUAUUGAACAAGGAGCUGAUGGAAUGGCAGAGGAGGCAGCAGAUAGCCUGUAUUGGUGCUCCAGACAAUAUAUGUCUGGACCAGCUAGAGAAGUGGUUUACCUGUGUUGCAGUGUGUCUGUUCCAGGUGCGUGAGUUUCUCAAUAAGCUGGAUGAGCUGGAAGGAAAACUGUCAUAUGAUGGUGACCCUGUAAAGUCCCAAAAACCAGCACUGCGAAGAAAGACAGACACUCUUCUAAGGGAUUUGGUGAAAAGUUCCUUUGUGGUUGAGACUCAGCCAUCCAUGCCACAGGGAAAGGGACCCCUGGUGCUCCGCACAAAUGUUCAGUUCUCUGUCAAGACCAGACUUCUCGUCAAAUUCCCUGAGCUGAACCACUCAAUGAAAGUGAACGUGUGCAUGGACAGAGAGGCUCCUCAGAUCAAAGGAUAUCGCCGUUUUAAUGUUCUGGGGACGAAAACCAAAGCUUUGAACAUGGCAGAGAGCCAGAGUGGAGGAAUGGUUGCAGACUUCAGACAUCUGACUCUGAAGGAGCAGAAAUCUGGAGGUGGCGGUAAAGGAGUCAGUGAUAUUUCUCUCAGUGUUACAGAGGAGCUGCACAUCAUCUACUUCAACACUGUCUUUGAGUAUAAAGGCUUGUCAGUUGAGAUGCAGGCCUCCUCCCUCCCCGUGGUCAUCAUCUCCAACUCCAGCCAGCAGCAAAGCGCCUGGGCAUCUGUUCUCUGGUUCAACAUGCUCAGUCUGAACACCAAGGAUGUCAUGUUCUUGGCUAACAGUCCUGCAGCCACUUGGAAGCAGUUUGGAGAAAUGUUGAGUUGGCAGUUUCUCUCUGCCACCAAACGUGGCCUGAAUGAUGCUCAGCUGGAGAUGAUUGCACACAGGCUCUUUGGGAAACAGAAGAAAUAUGACCACUGCACAGUUGCUUGGUCAAAAUUUAGCAAGGAAAGUUCUCCCGACACUUUCUGGGUGUGGUUCGAUGGCAUCCUGGUGAUGGUGAAAACCUACCUUGAGAACCUUUGGAGAGAUGGCCUCAUCAUGGGUUUUGUGAGCAAAGGCAAAGAGAAGUCCCUCCUGAAGAAAAAAAAGAGAGGCACGUUCUUGUUGCGCUUCAGUGAAAGCGUCAUUGGAGGAAUUACCUUCUCUUGGGUAGACACCACCAUGACCGGCGAGCCUGACGUAAAAACAGUCCAGCCCUUCACCAAAGUAGACCUUUCCCAGAUCCCCUUCCAGGAAAUCAUCAGGAAUUUCCAGAUCUUUGAAGCUGAAAAUGUUCCAGAAAGUCCUUUGCUUUACCUGUAUCCUGACACACCAAGAAACGAGGCUUUCGGAAAAUACUACUCAGAGAGGAGUGGAGAUGACAGUCCGUACAUAAAGUACAUCAGGACCAAGCUGGUGUUUGUCUCAAAGGAGAACACACUGGAGGCUAGGUCACCCAUGCACUCUGACAUGGCACAGGGUGAAGGCCUGGAGCCAGCGGAACCAACCGAAGACCUCCAUCCACUGAUUUCACAUAUGGACACCUAUCAACCUGAUCCCAUGCUGUCUGGCCUGGGGUCAGUCCAAGAGGAAGAUUUGCUGAUGUAUCUCAACAACCCCAAUAUUUUUGAGGACGCUGACAUCUUACAAGAGGAGCCUGAUUUACCUCUUCACGAAUUGCACUGCCUGUCAUCACAAUCUAUCUUCCAAUGAGUCUUUUCCGUGUAUAUUUACCCAAACCACAAUCAUGUUUUACCAGUUUUACUUUUAGACACUUUCAUUCCAAUAUUGAUUACACAAACUUGUUGCUCUCGUAGAAACAAUACUUACCUUUGAAUACUGUUUAAAUUAGAUGUACUUGGCCGGCCCCUGUGCAAAUCCUAAUACUGAAGAAUACCUUUCCCUAUCAAAAUUUGAGUGCACUUUGAAAUUACUGGAAAAAUACUUUAUUCUUUUAUACAUGUAUACUUAUUUUAAAAAUGAAUCACUGUGACAAUUCCAUGACAGAGAAGAGUCAUUAUAAAAUUAACUUGACUUAUGCACUCAAAAAGUAUUGCAGGCACCUCACCUGACCCCUCUGGUAUCAUCCAUCAUGAGCUCAUCUGUAAAAUUAAUUUUGGGGCUGUUUGUAGAGAAAACAUCAAAUGAACAGCUGGUGUAAAAAAGAUGUGUUAGGAGAUACUCAAGAGAAUGUGAAUCAGGCUGCACUUAUUUUACAAGUAGAUAUUUACUGAUGUUUGUCCCUUUGUGGUUGUUAUGCUGCCAUACAACAACUUGUGAAGAACUACUGAAAGCACUUGUUUCUUCUAAUGUCUAUGUUAACCUGCUCAUUUACAAUAAAAUAUUCUAAAAAAAGUUUCACAGGUGAA
Molecule: messenger RNA, 3232 nt
Organism: Notolabrus celidotus (New Zealand spotty)
Lineage: Eukaryota; Metazoa; Chordata; Actinopteri; Labriformes; Labridae
Gene: stat2
Product: signal transducer and activator of transcription 2
Exons: 24
Coding region: 210-2576 (788 amino acids)
Biological process (GO): response to peptide hormone; defense response; cell surface receptor signaling pathway via JAK-STAT
Molecular function (GO): DNA-binding transcription factor activity, RNA polymerase II-specific; RNA polymerase II cis-regulatory region sequence-specific DNA binding
Source: RefSeq, a predicted model, not a curated record